AUGAUCCCGACUUUCUUCCGCAUAAUAAAAAGCAAAAACCGUCUUGGUUUCGGCAACUCCAAAAAAAACCAGAUCGUCCUCCUUUUCCCUCUCUGUCCCACUACCACUACGCUUUACUUUGCAACCAUGGGAGAGGCUGGUCAUGAUUACGAAGUUGCCGGCGGCGGGGAGGCGGGGAAGACGGUCAGGUACGGCGUCGUAGGAGUCGGGAUGAUGGGGAGAGAGCAUUUGAUCAACCUCCACCACCUGAUCAGCGACGGGAAGCAAAACGUCGCCGUUGCUUGCAUCGCCGACCCUCACGUGCCUUCCCAGCAGCAGGCCGUGGAGUUGGCCCGAUCCUUCGGCUGGACCGGCCUCCAGGUGUUCGCGGGCCACAAGGAGUUGCUGGACAGCGGGUUAUGCGACGUGGUGGUUGUUUCAAGCCCAAACAUGACCCACUUCCAGAUUCUGAUGGAUAUUAUCCAUCACCCCAAGGCCCACCACGUACUUGUCGAAAAGCCCCUAUGCACCACCGUUGACCAGUGCAAAAAGGUUGUAGAUGCAGCAAAGAAGAGGCCAGACAUGCUAGUCCAGGUCGGACUGGAGUACCGGUACAUGCCUCCAGUUGCGAAGCUGAUCGAGAUCGUCAAAGGUGGAUCUCUAGGGCAUGUGAAAAUGGUGGCAAUCAGGGAGCACCGGUUCCCAUUUCUUGUCAAGGUUCAUAACUGGAACAGGUUCAAUGCCAACACAGGGGGAACUCUGGUGGAGAAGUGCUGCCACUUCUUUGAUCUCAUGAGGCUGUUUGCUGGAGCAAAUCCUGUUCGGGUGAUGGCUUCUGGAGGUAUAGAUGUUAACCACAAGGAUGAAAUCUAUGAUGGGAAGGUACCUGAUAUUAUCGACAAUGCCUUCGUGAUUGUCGAGUUUGAUAACGGGUCCAGAGGGAUGCUUGACCUUUGCAUGUUUGCUGAAGGGAGCAAGAAUGAGCAAGAAAUAUCUGUUGUUGGAGACAUUGGAAAGGGAGAGGCUUUCGUACCUGAGAGCAUAGUGCGGUUGGGUGCAAGAUUUGCUGGUAGAGCUGGCGUAAAGACCCUGAGAGCUGAGGAUGAGAGAAUAAAAUACGAUGGCUUGCAUCAUGGAUCAAGCUACUUGGAACACCUCAACUUUUUGGCUGCAAUAAGAGCUGAAGGUGACAAAGUUCCAGCUGUGGAUUUGAAAGAUGGUUUGAUAUCAGUAGCUAUUGGAGUUGCAGCACAGCUUUCCAUUGAGGAGGGCCGAUUUGUUAGAAUAGAUGAAGUCACGGAUGGAACUUUCUGCAGAACAUAUACAUGAGCUUCCCCUCUCCUCGUCAAAUAUUUGACUAUAGGAAUGCUGUAAUUGCCAUAUAAAAGACUGGUGAAGUUUCAAACAACUAGUUCUGCCUUCUUCAUGCGUCAAUCUUCACUUCUCUGCUGCUGUGGUCCUGCACUGAUUCAUUCAGCUUCGAUGCACCUGUCGAAUCUUGGUAGGAAGCAUGAAUUUCUAAUACUGCUGAAUAAAUGGCCAAUUGUGGACCUUCAGACUCAGUGCCAAGGUCAUACGUCAGAAAAUGAAUGCAUCGCCAUUUGUCUAAGGAUCACUGCCAGUUAAUGAGCGACAAUAUAGCGCUACAUAGCUAGCAGUGUUUAUGAAAAAAUUAUUGGAACGACAUUUCCCAUCGAAGGAAGCUGUUAUUGUCUUCGAGAGAAUCAAUAUACUACCAAUGGUCUUCAAUGGUGAGAAUGUAGCAAAUAUCCCGGGAACACUACCAAUAGUCUCCACAACUACACGACCCAUCUCGGAACAAAUGAAAUCGAUUAGCAUCUCUAACUAAUAUUUCUCUCUUCAUAAGCUUCGACGUGAACUUGGUCCAAGUGUGACAAUCCCUACAAACACGAAGGUUCUUCAUUACUUGUAAGGGGGUCCCUGGAUCUGUCUUCAACAAUCCAAAAGCUAUAGCAAGCCUCUCACUGUGCCCACAAAGCCAGUCUCUCUUUUCAUCCUC
This is a messenger RNA of Linum tenue, 1999 nucleotides long. NCBI's taxonomy places the organism in Eukaryota, Viridiplantae, Streptophyta, Magnoliopsida, Malpighiales, Linaceae. The record is from the annotation of a GenBank genome assembly.